Messenger RNA from Ixodes scapularis (black-legged tick), 1016 nucleotides. RefSeq names its product DNA repair protein RAD51 homolog 3. The record is from RefSeq and is a predicted model, not a curated record. The transcript has a single exon. Gene Ontology annotation, cellular component: Rad51C-XRCC3 complex; Rad51B-Rad51C-Rad51D-XRCC2 complex; replication fork. Gene Ontology annotation, molecular function: crossover junction DNA endonuclease activity; four-way junction DNA binding; ATP binding. The coding region runs from base 1 to 948 and encodes 315 amino acids. Lineage: Eukaryota; Metazoa; Arthropoda; Arachnida; Ixodida; Ixodidae. Gene Ontology annotation, biological process: DNA repair; reciprocal meiotic recombination; meiotic DNA recombinase assembly.
AUGUCUAAAAACGACUUCUGCUCCCUGCUCCUACCAAGCCGGGUCCGCGCGAAGCUUCGAGAGCACGGCAUUCACGACGACAACGACGUCGGGGCCGCCGGCCCGUCUUUCCGGGCGGAAGCCGACAUGGUGAUGGCACGGCGGCGUGCCCUCCCGACGUUCGCCUUCAAAACCGCGUCGGAACUGCUCCAACACAGCCGAACUCUGGAGCCUAUUCCGACCUGGAUUCCCAGCAUCGACGCUGCACUGGACGGCGGCAUAGCUCGUCGCAAGAUAACGGAGGUCACCGGCUUUCCGGGCAGCGGAAAGACCCAAUUCUGCCUCCAAGUGGCGGCGUCCAAUCAUUUCACGGGCAACUCGACCGUUUACAUCGAUUGCAAAGGAGGAUUCACCAGGACGCGUUUCGAACAGAUCUUCGACGGCAUCGCGAGCAAACAGCGUUCGCGACGUCGAGAAGCCGGCGUGUGCGCAACGCCGAACUUCUGCUUCAGGCCGUGCUCUUCUUGGGAAGAACUAUCGGCCCUUCUAAGCUUUUUACUGCUUUUACCCCAACAAUCACUCGCCGCGAAUGACGACCACCCGAUCACUCUCGUGAUCGUCGACGGCUUCGACUUUCAUCUGCGCCAUGGGGUGGACGAUCUGCCGUUGAGGAGAAAGAUCGUCGGGUGCCUGACUCGGAAACUCGUCGACGUCGCUACGAAACUGGACGUCGCUGUGCUGCUCACCAAUCAUCUGUCCAUGAAACCCACGAGUGCUGGGUCUGGGACGCUGAAGCCAGCGCCCGCGUUGGGGCAGACCUUUGGGCAAGACUGCUCCUACCGAGUGACGUUCGGUUUUAAAGGGCACGUCCGCGAGGCAACAUUCUUCAAGGCACCCAGUUUUGGCCACGUUGUUGUGAGUUUCGAGAUUGGCCCCGACGGUAUCGUUGAGGCUUUGCCGGACUUGUGAAUACCUGUUCGUUUCCGACGUCAUUUGUAUUUUUUAUUUAUUUAUUAAUAGGAAGUUUUGUUACGACA